This is a messenger RNA of Triticum aestivum (bread wheat), 1702 nucleotides long. RefSeq names its product mitogen-activated protein kinase kinase kinase 17. The record is from RefSeq and is a predicted model, not a curated record. The transcript has a single exon. Gene Ontology annotation, biological process: signal transduction; protein phosphorylation. Bases 185 to 1702 code for a protein of 505 amino acids. Gene Ontology annotation, molecular function: protein kinase activity; ATP binding. NCBI's taxonomy places the organism in Eukaryota, Viridiplantae, Streptophyta, Magnoliopsida, Poales, Poaceae.
CGCCAAAUGCCUUCCAUGUUCUAAACUUGCAAUCUCCCCAACUUUUCCUCUCCACAAGUACUCCUUCCACGUCCGCCAAAAAAAGAGAACCCAUCAACAAUUCAGCAGGCCACAAGCAAGCUCGACAACACAGAGUGCCAACAGAAACCACCACAAUCCGAAUUCCCAAGGCAGAGCAAAGAAGAUGGCCAUGUCCGUGACCGUGAGCAAGCAAUGGACGCGGCUGCGGACUCUCGGCCGCGGCUCGUCCGGGGCCGAGGUGUUCCUGGCCGCGGACGACGCCUCGGGGAAGCUCUUCGCGGUCAAGUCGGCGAGCACGCCUUGCGUGGCGGCGCUGAGGAGGGAGCGGCAGGUGAUGGCCGGCCUGAGCUCCCCGCGCCUAGUCUCCUGCAUCGGCGGGCGCGACGCCCGCGACGGCUCCUACCAGCUCUUCCUCGAGUUCGCCCCUGGCGGCUCGCUGGCGGACCGGGUGGCGAUCGACGGGGGCCUCGACGAGCGUGCCGUCCGCGGAUACGCGGCCGACGUGGCGGCCGGGCUCGCGUACCUUCAGGGCGUCGGUAUGGUGCACGGGGACGUCAAGGCGCGCAACGUCGUGAUCGACGUCGACGGCCGAGCCCAGCUCGCAGAUUUUGGGUGCGCGAGAAAGGCGGGAGCCGGCGGCGGGUCGAUCAUCGGUGGCACGCCCGCGUUCAUGGCGCCGGAGGUGGCGCGCGGCGAGGAGCAAGGCACCGCGGCCGACGUCUGGGCGCUAGGCUGCAUGGUUGUCGAGAUGGCCACUGGACGCGCGCCCUGGAGCGGCAUGGACGGUGACGCGCUCGCGGCGCUGCACCGGAUCGGCUACACGGAGGCCGUGCCCGAGGUUCCCGAAUGGCUGUCCGCCGACGCGAAGGACUUCUUGGCCAGAUGCCUUGUCAGGCAGGCCAGCGGCCGGUGCACGGCGGCGCAGCUGCUGGAGCACCCGUUCUUGGCCUCCGCCGUGGUCGGCGCGAAGCCGCAAGCCGUGGAGAGCAAAUGGGUGUCGCCGAAGAGCGCGCUGGACGCCGCAUUAUGGGAAUCGGAGUCUGACACCGACGAGGCCGAGGAUGAGAUGUCGCACGGCACGGCCGAGAGGAGGAUCAGAGCACUGGCGUGCCCUGCGUCGGCGCUCCCGGACUGGGACUCCGAUGAGGGCUGGAUAGACGUGCUCUACGCGCCAACCGAAGCACCAGACGCAGCGACGGAGGAGACGAUCGACCUGGACGACGACGUGAUCAGAAACGAAGAACCAAGCGGCGCAGAGUCGGGCGUUCUCGCCAUUACCUUGGACGUGGAGUACAACGGCGACAACAGCGUCCUUAAUGGAGUAGAAGCCUACAACGAUUCAGUUAGGCAUCAACAGUCGUUGGUGUGUUUAGCUUCUCACGAACUAUCAUGUAAAUUGUUGCUUUGCAACAGGAAGACUAAUGCAAUUGAUUUCGUUCUUGCACAAGCACUCUGUUUUCAUACUGCUGCUCUAUGUUUCCACUCCCCCCAUUGCGAAUUUGCGACACGUUCGCCUGUACUACUAACCAACACUAACACUAGGUCGCGUGGCCAUGACUCCGACGGAGGAAAUCCAGCGUCAGUUCACAAGCUUGCCGGCCACGCCGCACACCGAAGCUUCCACCGCGAAAGGGAUGGAGUCGACGCGGAAAGCGCGGCGUCACAGCAGCACACGCACUAG